CAUAAAAUAGCGCAGUGACACAAACGAUCCCCAGGAACUGCCCAAGUCAAACUCAAAACCCGGCCCUGCCGAGCAACUCAAGAUGGUUUUAGAAACAAUUUCAAAGAUAAUAAAAGUGCAGCUUCCGGCCUACUUGAAGAAGCUGCCGCUGCCGGAGACUAUCGGAGGGUUCGCGAGGUUAACAGUGUCUGAGUGGCUCCGGUUGCUGCCUCUCCUCGGCAUUUUGGCCCUGCUGGGCUACCUGACCAUUCGUCCGUUUCUGCCUAAGAAAAAGAAGCAGAGAGACAGCCUGAUCAACCUGAAGAUACAGAAAGAGAACCCCAAAGUGGUCAACGAGAUAGACAUUGAGGACUUGAACAGCGCAAAUGUGUGUUACUGUCGAUGCUGGCGCUCCAAAACUUUUCCUGUUUGUGACAAGUCGCACUUAAAGCACAACGAAUUAACCGGGGACAACGUGGGACCUCUCAUCCUCAAAAAGAAGAUACUAUAAUUGACCACGGAAAGAAGUUUACGUCGGACUAGUCUGUACUUCAUCUUUUCCUGGUAUUUUGUUUUCCUUAUAAAAUGCAGUCCAUUGUUUGAGUGAGAAUUGGAAUUUUUCUAGUUGGGGUAGUUUUGUGUUUGUUUUCUUUAGUUAAGCUCUCAUUGGGUUUCUAAUUUACAUACAUAAUUACAUAUGACUUUAAAAGUGUUUGUCUCUAUAUGUCGGGAUUAAAUUCAAUUUCACUGGGACCACUUUAAUGGAACAACCCAAAGCGUUAACUUAACUUUAUGAUACCUUCUUAUAAUGUGACCUGGAGCCUGAGGGCUUGUUUUUGCUCCACUCAGUAUAAUUUAAUGGUUGUUUAAAUGAAAUACCCAAUUUAUUAGUCCAACUUGCAUGUAACAUUUUGCCAUGUUUGCCUUCAUUUAGUUGUUUCUAAGACCAUUUGCCUGCUUGAGUGCCAAAUUGUUUUAUCACAACACUUUGGAGGUGUAAGAUAUUUGCUGAUAGAUCAACAUGUAUGUAUGUAAUGAUGAAUGUAUGUAUUCAUAAUGCAUGGGAUACUUACUGUAGAUUCUUUAUGUUUUGUUCACAGACAUUUAUUGCUGUUGUGUUGAAACAUUUCAAACCACUGUACUGUUAAGGUUGCAGAACUGCAACAAGUUUGACUUGCUGUAUUCACUGUAUUUGACUUCUUGGCAGAAUACUUCCUGUAGUAUGAAGCAAAAAAUAUUUUCACACUUAACGUUGGCUUUUACAGUAAGUUCUUUGUUCUCUAUUUAUAAAUAACUUCAUGUAUGUUAAUGUUCGCUAGACUAAGUUCAUUCUAAAUGUUAAUAGAAGUGAUCAUGAGUAAUUCAGUUGCUUAAGUUGGCAGAACCUCACCUUUUUCAAUACUUUGAAAAUCUUCAUGUAACUUAAGCUGAAAAUGUAAGUGAAUGUCCCUUUUAACUCAGUUUAUCAUGUCCUUGUUGUCUUUAAUUUAAUUUCAUUCUAAAAUUGCAUUAAGCUUCUGUGCUGCAACAGAAAACAGAAUCGGCUGAGGCUGCUCUGAGAGUUUCAUAAAGCACAAAGGGUAUGUGCCUCAUGGGUUUGAUGUUCACCACCUGUCAAAAGUUCAGAUUUACAUGAUAUUUUCCACAUUUUAUGAAAAUUAAAGCAUUAUGUGUUGUGGUAAUGGAAUAAAUAGAAAGGAAUCAUCUUGUUAAUUUGUCAAGUUACAGAACUUUGUAUAAUUGGCAACACAGACUCAGCUUUUUGGUACAACUAGUUUGCAUCAACAUCCUGGCUCUUGCUCCAUUGCAUUGGGGAGCAAUGUAUUGGUUGCAUUUCCAAUUUAGAAGUCAGGAUAAUUUAUUUUGGUUUUAUUCCCAACCCGUUCUGCUUCUCCAAAAACAGCUGGCAGUGAAGAAUUACUUUAUGUAUUUCCCUGAGCCCUUAGGGUGGGGCUUUGACGAGAAGCUGUUGGACAUUUCAACACAGCUGAAAAUCCUCAGCAAUAAUUGGGAAGGUUUUAAGAGUGUUUUUCUUACAAUGUAAAAACAAAAACAAUGCUCCAGGAGUUUUUCUAAUGUGAAUAGAUUUUAAUUUUGAAAGAAGAGACACCUGUGUGCAUGUCUUUUUGGGACACAAUGGCUGGGAUUAAGUCAUAAAGCAGUUUAACUUCUCAGUUUGGAUGGAUUUUAAUUUGGCUUCAGAGAUAAUUGAUGCAAAAAUCUG
Messenger RNA from Poecilia reticulata (guppy), 2203 nucleotides. It is a transcript of the gene cisd2, whose product is annotated as CDGSH iron sulfur domain 2. Gene Ontology annotation, biological process: regulation of autophagy; autophagy of mitochondrion. NCBI's taxonomy places the organism in Eukaryota, Metazoa, Chordata, Actinopteri, Cyprinodontiformes, Poeciliidae. The record is from RefSeq and is a predicted model, not a curated record. Gene Ontology annotation, cellular component: intracellular membrane-bounded organelle; mitochondrial outer membrane. Gene Ontology annotation, molecular function: 2 iron, 2 sulfur cluster binding.